Penicillium lagena is the source of this 1440-nucleotide messenger RNA. RefSeq names its product ubiquitin-conjugating enzyme E2. Gene Ontology annotation, cellular component: nucleus. Bases 1 to 1440 code for a protein of 479 amino acids. The record is from RefSeq and is a predicted model, not a curated record. Gene Ontology annotation, molecular function: ubiquitin conjugating enzyme activity; cysteine-type endopeptidase inhibitor activity. The transcript has 7 exons. Lineage: Eukaryota; Fungi; Ascomycota; Eurotiomycetes; Eurotiales; Aspergillaceae. Gene Ontology annotation, biological process: negative regulation of apoptotic process.
AUGGCCAGCCAGUGCAACCUGCGCUUGAGUCGCGAGCUACAGCAGCUGGAGAAAGGCGACCAGCUCACGAUGACUGUUCGAUAUGAUGAAAAGGAUGUCCGCAAGAUAUCGGCUAUUGUGAUGGGGCCCCCAGGCACACCGUACCAGCUGGGCUUUUACGAGCAUGCCGCGAAUUAUACAGUUUUCCUUCAAGUUUCCUCCGGGUCGGACGGUCUUCUCUUAGUGAAGAUGAUACCACCGCUGACAUCGAAAGUAGACUACCCCGGCAGCCCCCCCGGGGUCAUGUUCAUGACGACCAACAGAGGCAGGACUCGUUUCGGCCCUAACCUUUAUGCGGGCGGGAAAGUCUGCUUGUCCAUCAUCGGAACGUGGGAAGGCCAAAAGGGAGAGCAAUGGUCCCCAGCCCAGGGGUUGGAGUCCGUGCUGCUAUCCAUCCAGAGUCUUUUAUCGACAAAUCCGUACGUGAACGAGCCAGGAUUCGAAUUGGCCGUGCACAGUCACGACAAGGAGAACAUGGAAAUCUACUGCGCAAAGAUCCGCCAUGAAAACCUGCGACUCGCUGUCAUUCAGCCACUCGAACGAGCCCUGAACAUCAGCAUAACGGACCGUGACCCCGAACCUCUGUCGAUGCUGCAACAAUUCGCGGUGCCCAACCCGGUGAUUGAUGACCCAAAGGAAGGAAAGAACAAGCUGGUCGAUACCACUCAGAUCUGCCCAUUUGAUGACUAUCGCAAGCAGCGAUUCCUGUGGUACGUGGAUCGAUACAUGAAUCUGGUGGACGAGGCGAUCACGAAAGAUGGAGGCCGACACAAAACCCGCUUCCCACUGAUGCCAUUCGAAGGCGGCGGCAACUGCAUGUCAGGCACCUGGGAUUAUCCGCAGUUGAAGCAGCGCCUGCACAGGAUUUGGCACAGGCUCACGCAGGAGACUGAGAGCUGGGCGAUCCAGGGGUUGGAAGCGUGGAAGACUGCGGACACGACCGCAUACAGCAUCAAGUACCAGUAUGAGCAGAUCGUGUCCAACUUGAAGCACCGUUCGGACGCUGUUCUCGAUUUGUCUUUGGUGGAUGGGAAUCCCUUCAUAUGGAAGCUCACGUACUUCGGGCGGCCAAUGACGAAUCUGGAUGGCGGAAUUUUCAACAUCAAAAUUCGAAUAAGCCCCCGACAUCCUCAGGAGCAGCCGCGGGUGAUGGUCGACACUCCGAUCCAUCAUAUCCGGGUAUCACCGAGGGGAGUCCUGAUCUACCUCCCGGCACGUGCAGACGAGAUGAGCCGACAUGUCGAGGGCAUCAUCAACGCAUUCGAGAACGAAGGUCCCGCCUACAACCCGCUCAUGAUUGUGAAUCCGGAAGCGGACAGCCUGUUCUGGGGUGGAACGGAGGCGCGCAAGCUAUACAACCGCAAGCUUCGUCGCACGGUUGAAGCGAGCGUGGUGGAGUGA